Messenger RNA from Oppia nitens, 885 nucleotides. RefSeq names its product enoyl-CoA delta isomerase 2-like. The record is from RefSeq and is a predicted model, not a curated record. Bases 1 to 885 code for a protein of 294 amino acids. The transcript has 2 exons. Lineage: Eukaryota; Metazoa; Arthropoda; Arachnida; Sarcoptiformes; Oppiidae.
AUGUCCACCACUACUACUACCACUGACACCGACGACAGUAACACCGAUAACAAUAGAGAAGCCGUUGGACAGCCAACAGUAUUGCUAAGCAAACGUAUGGGCGUAUCAAUUGUACGGCUAAAUCGGCCAGAAAAACGCAAUGCAAUAAUACCCGAAAUGAUCGAUACGGUAAUCGCUGGUCUAACCGAUGCGGCAAACGAUGAGUCUAUUAAAUUGGCGGUAAUUACGGGAACCGGUGACUACUAUUCGGCGGGCGAUGAUUUAAAUAACAUUCAAAAUGCAUUGAAAAAAUUUAACGGCGAUAUCUAUCGUGCGACCGACGAAUUUGCCGAAAUGUUUCGGCAAUUUGUGGCCGCAUUUAUCGAUUUCCCUAAACCGUUGAUCGCUGCCGUCAACGGACCGGCCAUUGGUGUCGCGGCCACUACGCUGGCACUGGUCGACUGUGCAGUCGCAUCGGAUUCGGCCUAUUUUUUGACACCGUUUUCAACGCUGGGACUGUCGGCCGAAGGUUGCUCGACCUAUACAUUCCCGCAGAUUAUGGGCCAAUCAAUGGCCGCACAAAUGCUGUACUUCAGUCACAAGAUGUCGGCCACUGAAGCCCUACAGUCGGGACUCGUAUCGCGAGUCAUACCCAGCGCUCAGUUCGAUGAGUAUAUCGAAAACUGGAUAUUCGCCGAUCGGACCGGUAUUGUCAACACAUGUUAUCAUCAGUCGAUGCGUGCGUCCAAACAGUUGGUCCGAUCGGCGGCCAUACGCCGAGUGUUACACGAAGUCAACCGAUCCGAGUGUUUGACAAUUAAAGAACGUUUAGCAUCUGAUGAAUCACUUAAAACCAUUGAUAAGUAUUUCGGACGAAACAAACAGAAAUCAAUUUUAAAUAAAUAA